Molecule: messenger RNA, 2010 nt
Organism: Phialemonium atrogriseum
Lineage: Eukaryota; Fungi; Ascomycota; Sordariomycetes; Cephalothecales; Cephalothecaceae
Product: aspartic peptidase domain-containing protein
Exons: 4
Coding region: 1-2010 (669 amino acids)
Biological process (GO): proteolysis
Molecular function (GO): aspartic-type endopeptidase activity
Source: RefSeq, a predicted model, not a curated record
AUGGCAGAGACGUUUCAGAUCUUCACUUCUUUUCGUUAUGACCCUGUUCUCCUAGAGGUCCCUGGCAGCGCACUAAAGCACGCAGGCUGGAACCGGGAGAAUCCCUCGCCGCUGUAUAUGCUGGACUUCCAUCGUGACCGCAUGCUGAGAGCGGCCACCCACUGGGGUUGGGAUGCAGCUGUCCAUGUUCUCAGUGGCGAUGUGGGUUUGCACACCCUUUCGGAAUCCGUAAUCAAGGCAUUGGGACAGAGUCAAGGAGCACCUUCCAAGGUUAGAGUGGAUAUCUCAAGGGAAGGAGAGUUGGGAGUUGUGGCAUCUGAAGUCCCAAAGCGAGCUCUUGCCAACCUGUUUCCGGAAAGGCUCCCCGUGCCAGGGAAGACAGAGACGAGCGAGGUCUUUCCUUGCAAGGACCUGGCGUUUGAGGUGGUCCUCGAUAAGCAGAGGACUGGGCGUUCCGAGUACACGCACUUCAAGACUACCCGCAGGGCCAUGUACGACGAGGCGCGGCGAAGAGCAGGGAUCGGCCUUCCUACUCAGAAAGAGGUGCUUAUUAUCAAUGAUGCCGACGAUUCGAUCAUGGAAGGGAGCACCACCACUCCUUACUUCUGGAGAGGCGGACGAUGGGUAACGCCGCCGGUUUCAUCCAGAUUUACAUUCCAAGACGGAAGUGGCGGAAAUGACGGGACAUCAAGAAGGUGGGCGUUAGAAAGGUAUUUCAGGAGCGAACGUGACCUCCAGAAAAUCCCCGUCAUCCCAAACAAGAAUUAUAAGCGCGAUGGCACAAAGUCUUACGUCUAUUUGCUGAAUCGCUUCGGUUUCCAACCAACCAAGCCCGGCCGUUAUUUCCACCAGAAGCGGGUUCACCAGCGAGGGCUUGCUAGUGGCACCGCUGCCGUGGGUGGCCGCGUACAGAUGCAGAAGCGACUGGUGAAGAAGGCUAGUCCAGAUGACGCCGAGACCGGCGAGGUCACCGCUGAAGACCAGCAAAACGAUUCCAUGUACCUAUGCGAGGUCGAGAUUGGCACUCCUCCGCAGAAGCUGAAGCUCGAUUUUGACACGGGCUCAUCUGACCUUUGGCUUCCAGCUGGUUCCCGGUCCGGCCAUAACAUCUUUGACCCCUCAAAGUCCUCAACCUUCAAGAAGUCACCGAGCGAGGCCUGGGAGAUCCAAUAUGGAGAUGGCAGCUCUGCUUCUGGUGACGUCGGGACAGACGUCUUGAGCAUUGGCGGUCUCAAUAUCAAGAACCAGGCUGUCGAGUUAGCCAAGACUCUCGCUGCCCAGUUCGCGCAGGGGACCGGAGACGGCCUUCUUGGACUCGCCUUCCCGGAGAUCAACACCAUAACCACGAAUGGUUCCCCCGACCCGCAGCCGACACCCGUUGCAAACAUGAUUUCGCAGUCGGACAUUCCCAAGGAUGCGGAACUCUUCACGUCGGCCUUCUACAGCACCCGAGACUCGGAGUCGAACUCGUUCUACACCUUCGGCUGGAUCGAUCAGGAUCUCGUCUCGGCGUCGGGCGAGGAUAUCUCGUGGGCCGGUAUUGACAGCUCCCAGGGGUUCUGGAUGUUCAACAGUGCCAGCGCCACUAUCAACGGCCAACAGAUCACGCUGUCUGGCAACACGGCCAUUGCCGACACCGGUACAACCCUUGCGCUUGUCUCGGAUAAGGUCUGCGACGCCCUUUAUAAGCAGAUCGACGGUGCCACCUACAGCGAGCAGUACCAGGGCUACAUCAUCCCCAUGAGCGUGAAAACGAACGACUUGCCCGACUUCAGCGUCGCCAUCGGCGAUAAGGAGUUCGUCAUCCAGAAGGAGGAUCUCGUCUUCGCCCCCGUCGACAGUGACAACUGGUACGGUGGGGUCCAAUCGCGCGGCGAGAACCCCUUCGACAUUCUCGGCGAUACCUUCCUCAAGUCUGUCUAUGCGAUCUGGGAUCAGGGCAACAGCCGUUUCGGGUGUGUUCCCAAGAUCGAGAAGACGCAGAGUUUGGAGCCUCCAGCAAGUGGCUAA